Molecule: messenger RNA, 2211 nt
Organism: Stylonychia lemnae
Lineage: Eukaryota; Ciliophora; Spirotrichea; Sporadotrichida; Oxytrichidae
Source: the annotation of a GenBank genome assembly
AUGUUUAGAAAAUAGGAUUUUAAGAAAGUUGACUUGCUAGGAUCAGGUAAAAAGAACACCAAAAUUUAUAAGGCACUUCAUAUACCGACUGGCAAGUACUAUGCACUCAAGGAAGUAGAAGCUAAAACUCUUGACAAGCUCAACGAAUACAAGGAGGAGGCAGUUUAGUUAUUUAAGGCAUAAAACCAUCCCAAUAUUAUUCAGUUCUAUGGCUAUUUCUUUUAUGAAACCAUGUAUAAUACCUUUAGAAUAGGUAUAGUAUGUGAGUAUAUCGAGCAUAGACUCAAUCUAGAGUAUGUCUUCCGGAAGAGAAAGCAAAUGCAAGUCUUUUGGAAGUAAGACGAGCUAGAGAAAAUGAUUGUGUCGCUAAUAUCAACUCUGUCAUAUAUGCAAAGCGUUGGGCUGUGCCAUAGAGAUCUUAAACCAGCUAAUCUGUUCCUGAUGAAUAGUGGGGAGAUUAAAGUAAUUGAUUUUGGUGAGUCCAAGGAUUUUUUCCGAGAUGCAGAAGAUGGUGGAGAAGCAACUACUGCUACUAUCAGAGGAACUCCGCAAUAUUUAUCUCCUCUUCUGUGGAAAGCACAUGUGGUAGAUGGAAAUUCCAGAUUUGCAAAGCAUAACAUUUACAAGAGUGAUGUGUUUUCAGUGGGUCUGCUGUUCUAUCAACUUGCUAGUAUGGAUGAUGUGACUGGCUUCAACCAAAAGAGUGCAGAAUAUGAUGGUGAGAAAUUGAUUGAUGCAGGUGUUAAGAAGUUAAAAGUGAGGUAUAGUGACACUGUCUGUGAAUGUGUCAGAUUAAUGCUUAGGUUCUAUGAAGUUGAUAGACCAUCAUUUAUAGAACUCUGCAAAGUAGCCACUACUUAUCACGAUGGAUAAGUAGAUCCCUAGAAUGUCUCUAACUACAUUUUAUCACCAGGCACUAAUAAAUACAUAAUGCCUAAGAUUAACCCUAACAUAGCCUAACUCAUCCAGAAAUAAUCAAUGAAAGACCUUCAAACUCCAGUGAAUGGGAGUAAGUAAGAAAACCUUAUGCCCAAGUAAGGUGGAGGUGGAGCUGAAGGAUAGAUUCAUCAGUAAUCUCCAAUAAGUCAGAUUUAAAAGUAAUUGAUAUAGCAAAGACGACCUCAAAGCAAUUAAAAUUUCAUUGGUGCUCCUCAGGAAUUAACAGAACAAACACAUAAUAUAGAUGGAGCAGGGGAAUUUGAAGAUGAAGAAGAAGAACUUGAAAACAGGAAUAAUAUAUUUACACAAACAGAGUUAUUCAAGAAUUACUGUGAGCAGAAUAAGCUAUACGUUAAUCAAACUAAUUAACUUUUCUGGUUUGAAUAUGGCUCAAAUAGAAUUGGCCGAAUGGUGAUUGAUAUAACACAAAAGCAUCAGUAAUAGUAAUAACAAAAUCAAGAUUCAGAGUAGUCUGUUUCAUAGCAAAUCCCUCAAUCUAAUGCAUUUAAAUGGAAACUAAUUGGCAAGUACAAAAGUGAAUUUUCAGCUCACUACUCAUUGCUUUACAUCAAUGCAGAUAUCGGCUACUACAUGCUUGGAGGAAAUGGUAACUCUAAUACUUGUGUUAAUUAUGACUUCAAGACUCUAAAAGUGAGAGCGUAGAUGCCUUAAGAAAAGACAUUCUUUGCUUGCAUAUACUUUAAGGGCAUUAUAUAUACUUUUGGCGGUUAUGAUGCCUACGACAAAGUUUAACUGAGCACCUGUGAGUACUAUGAUAUCGAGAAGGAUAUAUGGCAAAAUUCACCUCACGAUAACGCUCAAGGCACUGUUGAGUAUAAACUGACAAAGGAGAGAUCCCAGAACAGUUGCUGUAUCUUUGAUGACACUACUAUAUUCAUAUUCGGAGGGUAUAACAGAAAUGAGGGUACAUUGAACACAAUUGAGCGAUUUAACAUGAAGACCAAGAAGAUGGAACUUAUGGAGUUAACCAUGCCUUCUCCACUGAGAAGAUUCUAAUCACUUAAGAUCUCAACCACUAAGAUAUUACUGAUAGGUGGGCUUCAGAGGAUGAGCAAGGAAAGUGAUGCUGUGUUCUGCUUUGAUUUAGAAAAGGAAUACACAAUUGAACAGCUAGAUAAAAUUGACAGAGCAGGUAUUGUGGAGUACCCCAUAAUUAUUGAUUAGGUGGGCAACUUGCAUUUGUUCUUGGAAAACAAUAAUGGCACUUCUCCCCCUCAUCACGUUAUGUACUCUUUCUUAGAAUACAGCUGA